AUGGCAGCCUCAGUUAUGGCUUCAGUGAGUCUAAAACCAUCUCCCUUCACUGUUGAGAAGUCAGCAGUGAGAGGCCUUCCCUCUCUUGCCAGGACUUCUUCUUCAUUCAAGGUUCAAGCCAGUGGUGGCAAGAAGAUCAAAACUGACACACCCUAUGGAACCGGUGGUGGCAUGAACUUGAAGGAUGGGAAAGAUGCCUCCGGGAGGAAGCCUACGGGUAAGGGUGUCUACCAGUUUGUAGACAAGUAUGGUGCUAAUGUUGAUGGCUACAGUCCCAUCUACAACAGAGAUGAAUGGUCACCAUCUGGUGAUGUUUAUGCUGGGGGUACUACUGGCUUGGCCAUCUGGGCUGUUACCCUACUUGGCAUUCUUGCAGGCGGUGCUCUUCUUGUCUACAACACAAGUGCUUUGUCACAGUAG
Molecule: messenger RNA, 420 nt
Organism: Prunus armeniaca (apricot)
Lineage: Eukaryota; Viridiplantae; Streptophyta; Magnoliopsida; Rosales; Rosaceae
Source: the annotation of a GenBank genome assembly